ACUUUUAUUUUGAAAUGUAACUCGCACUGGCGGGAAACUCGUGUGUCUGUCAGCAGAAGAUCAUGUACAACAACGGAUCUGAGAAAUGAGAAGGUCCACAGAGCAGGAAGAAUUGUGUGAUUUGUGAAUCCUGACACAGAGGAAACAGAUAAAGGAAUGGUUCAAAUAGUCAUCUCGAGUAAAGCUGGUGAAGGUCCAGCUGAAUGGCUGCUGGUGGAGUUGCAGGGAGAAAUUGUGUCCAGACAGAAUACUGGACUUGCAGGAAAUCUGAUGGGAGACCUGCACUAUACAAAAGAGGGUGUACCGGUGCUAAUAGUCGGACAUCACAUCCUUUAUGGCAAACAGGUCAAACUGGAGAAGCCCUUUGCUGUUCUGAUGAAGCACUCUGGACUCCCUCGGGAUGAAGAGGAAACGAUGGAAACCAACCAAGAGAACCCAACAUCUUAUACUGUUUCCGCCCUCAUCAAAAAGAAGCUCAUCUUUAAAACCCGACCCAAACCCAUCAUCACUAAUGUGCCAAAGAAGGUAUAACUUAUGUUCAGAUAUUAGAGGCUGACUGAUCGGCACAGAAUUCUAGAUUUGUAACCAUAUGUGAAUAUAAAUGUUGUUUUGAAUGGUGGAUUAGUAUCUUUGUAUAUUGUUGUCAGGAAUGAGUAAUUGACAAUAACAUUGAACAAAUAUAAAUAUUCUAAGUAAUGGGCCUACCGUGAAUUUGAAAAUCAGAAAAAGAAAAAGCUCACUUUUGAAUGGAAAUUUAUUGUAUCAAAACAUCAGUUACAAGUGUUUGCAAAAAUAAUUACAUGAGAAAUGUCCAAAUUUAAAGAAUCCAGCUUCUUUUGCAUGUACAUAAAUACAUAAAACAUAAUAUGGAAAGUUCAUGUGAGAUUAAAAAGACCAUGAUGGCCAUUUCUAGGUAUUGUACAUUGUGGAAAUACAGGUUAGCUGUGACACACAGAAUAAAUGGUGGCGUUUUAUCAACACUUGAAUAUUUUAUUUUGCGAGUAGACGUAAGCUGCCAGUGGCGAUCUGAAAA
Messenger RNA from Sinocyclocheilus rhinocerous, 1033 nucleotides. RefSeq names its product CTF8, chromosome transmission fidelity factor 8 homolog (S. cerevisiae) (gene chtf8). The transcript is spliced from 4 exons. Bases 157 to 531 code for a protein of 124 amino acids. Gene Ontology annotation, cellular component: Ctf18 RFC-like complex. Gene Ontology annotation, biological process: mitotic sister chromatid cohesion. The record is from RefSeq and is a predicted model, not a curated record. NCBI's taxonomy places the organism in Eukaryota, Metazoa, Chordata, Actinopteri, Cypriniformes, Cyprinidae.